AUGAAUAUAUCAGAAUCCAAAAAAAAGGUUCUUAAUGAAUCGAACAUUUACGAAGCAUGUAAUGGUGAUUAUCACGAACUGCGACUAGUUAAUCGAAGAUACAUUGUGCAGAAUGAAACACCACACAAACUAAUCCCAAAACAAGGAGGGCUUAAACUAGUUAUAGAUAAGAACGCAAAGGACUUGGAUAAAGUGUUGAGAGCACGAGGGAGGACUAUUCCACCGGAUGAGAUUCUAGAUAUGAUGAAACCAGGAAAAUUAAAGAUACCCAUUGCUGAUCCUAAAAACUCUCUGGGGAACAAAUUGCUUCCGCUGUCAGAAUUGUUGAAGUGUAUUCAUUAUUUUGUAGCGAAAAAGUACACUAAAGAUAUGAGAACAAAGUCAGAUAGAAACAAAUUCUUGGAGUGUAUGGACGAGACAGCAUUAUUGAGUAUGGGUAUUAUGCUUGAAAGUUGGGUUGAUGAAUUUGUCACAAAAGACACCUGUCGAAUGUUUUUACAAAGAGAUGAAUCACAGAGCGACGGAGAUAUUGAAAACGACGCAACCAGCACAGAUGAGUCACCAAGAGGUUCAUCGAGUGAAGAUGAUUUCGUACGAGCUAGUGAUAGAGAAGGACUGGAUGAUAACCAAGGUGAAAAAUAA
This is a messenger RNA of Lodderomyces margitis, 642 nucleotides long. RefSeq lists its product as uncharacterized. Gene Ontology annotation, biological process: nucleolar large rRNA transcription by RNA polymerase I. NCBI's taxonomy places the organism in Eukaryota, Fungi, Ascomycota, Pichiomycetes, Serinales, Debaryomycetaceae. The record is from RefSeq and is a predicted model, not a curated record. Gene Ontology annotation, cellular component: RNA polymerase I upstream activating factor complex. The coding region runs from base 1 to 642 and encodes 213 amino acids. Gene Ontology annotation, molecular function: RNA polymerase I cis-regulatory region sequence-specific DNA binding. The transcript has a single exon.